AAGGAAUAAAAUGUGAUUGCUCUCAGUUGAGUUUCACUUUCGUGUCGUCGGUUCGUCAUCUCUUGUUCCUGAAGACUCAACAACAAAAUGGCGAAGUACAUGGUCGUGGGGGAGAUCUCCACAAUGAGUGCCGCACUACGACGAGCCAUGCGGUACUCACAUCAGAACGAACAUCUCGAAGAGUUGAUCAAAAGUUUCUCCUCGCUAAAAGAUAUUCUCAGUCGUCAAAGCGAUCUUUCGGAUCUGGAACCUUCGAUAUAUUUCUCGCCGUUCCUCGACGUUGUUCGUUCCGGAGAUACCAACGGAACCAUAACCGCCAUGGCUCUCACGGCUGUAACGAAAUUCCUACAAUACGGCCUCAUCGAUCACAAUUUGGAAUCAGCCGCCGCGACAGCCGAACAGAUCGUCCAUGCGAUGAAGAAGAUCAGCUACAUCACGGAGGAUGCUGCGUCCGACAAGAUCGUUCUCAUGAAAUUUCUGCGAGCGAUCCGAAGUCUGCUGCUGAGCCAAGUCGGCUGCCUCCUCAGCAACAGCGGCGCCUGUGAGCUCAUUCAGGCCAUCAUCAAGAUCAUAUUCGAUCCUGGCUUCGGAGUUUCGUUGAAAGAAAUGGCCGAACAAACUUGGGGAGAAGUUGUACAGCUGAUGUUCGCCAGACUUCCGCAGUUCUCCGAAGACGUCGAAGACCUGCAGCUCAAACAAUUGCGCAUAAAAGGCACCAUCGACUUACGUACUCAACGUCGCCGUAGCGCUCAUACGAAGCAUAAGCAUACGAAGUCGAAAGAAGCCGACGAUUUGCCUUUCAACAUUGGAGAGGCUCGCGAAGAUGCCAAGAGUGUGACGAACCCCAUCACCGUGCCUCAGGAGAUUCCGCAAGUACAGAACGUCGAGGAGAACGUCCAGCCACCUGAAACCGUCGUAGAGGAGCCGGAGACGCUGGAGAAACAAAUCGGAGCAGAUUCCACGUCUGCGGAGCCCAAACCCGACGAGUCGAGCUUGAGCGAUAGCGUCGAGGUCCUAUCCGGAGACCAAAACAUCCAAGAAUGUCACGUAAUGAACUUGGGUGGGAGCGUGAAUUCCCUUGACGAAGUUGGUCAGAGCGAAGAAAUCGUGAACGAUGGCAGUGCG
Messenger RNA from Galendromus occidentalis (western predatory mite), 1125 nucleotides. RefSeq names its product Golgi-specific brefeldin A-resistance guanine nucleotide exchange factor 1. The transcript is spliced from 4 exons. Lineage: Eukaryota; Metazoa; Arthropoda; Arachnida; Mesostigmata; Phytoseiidae. The record is from RefSeq and is a predicted model, not a curated record. The annotation marks the transcript as partial.